AUGACUCGAGUUGAUCCGGUUAGUGCAAUGCGGUUGGCGGAAGAAAUCGCCAAGAGGCAGGAGGUGCUCAUAUAUACCAGGUACCAGAACAAUAUCGAGUACUACCGGGAGUUGCAGAGACAGGCGGACGAGAUGUCUGUCAGCGAUGAGGUACAGAGCCAGAUCAGCGGAGUCGAUGACUACCUCGCGACUACCGCGAAAUUGUACGAGCUCUCUGGCAAUUGCAAGGAGAACAAGACCCACACCAACACAAACUAUGAUAGCAAUACACAAGACAAGAUAGCUCGGUCACCGAUGCCGAAUGUCAACUGCAUCGAUGGGGGCUGUGCUAUAGAUAAGCCGCACAGCGAUAGCAAAUCUACAUUCACGCCAUCUACCUAUGUGUCAUGCCCUUUCCCAUUACAAGAUCCUCGCUUCAAAGUUAUAGACGUAUUCCUAAAUGAAAAUUAA
Messenger RNA from Nakaseomyces glabratus, 450 nucleotides. RefSeq lists its product as uncharacterized. The record is from RefSeq and is a predicted model, not a curated record. Lineage: Eukaryota; Fungi; Ascomycota; Saccharomycetes; Saccharomycetales; Saccharomycetaceae.